AUAUGGUUGUUUCGUGCUGGAAAAAAUGUUUGGAUAAGGCGAGAAAUUAUUGGAAAACGAUUGACGAUGAAAUAAAUGACGAGAGUGAUGAUAGUGACAAUGAAAGUUUAGAUUUUUGCUCAGGGGACGAAGAUUUUUGUGAUUUUUGUUCAGAGAAUGAAAAUUUUGAUGAUCGCUUAUAG
Messenger RNA from Racocetra persica, 182 nucleotides. The record is from the annotation of a GenBank genome assembly. NCBI's taxonomy places the organism in Eukaryota, Fungi, Glomeromycota, Glomeromycetes, Diversisporales, Gigasporaceae.